AUGUCCGUCAACACCGUUCCCUACCCAUUCCAGUUCGACUCCGCUGCACCCACCGGGCCUCAAGACGGAACCAUCGCCAACAUCGAUAUCAGGAUCAAGAAUACCCGCGGAAAGAUUCCUUCUCUCCAGGCUGCACGCCUCAGAACAAUGAUGUUGGAGGCUCGCGAUGACCCCACCAAGAUCCUGGCCCAUGCCUGCACGUACGAUGGCCUGUCCUCUCGCCUUGUGGAGGAAGCGGGCUUUCCCAUGGUUUUCCUUGCAGGUUAUGCUGUGGCAAGCUCAUACGGUCUACCUGACACUGGAUACAUCGCUAUGGCAGAGAUGUGUGACAAGAUUCAGGAGGCUGUUCGUCAAGUCUCGGUUCCUGUUAUGGCGGAUGGGGAUACUGGAUACGGAAGUCCGAUGAACGUCAAGAGAACGGUUGAAAGCUUUGCUGCGGCGGGUGCAGCUGGUGUUAUGAUCGAGGACCAGCGCUGGCCAAAGAGAUGUGGACAUACCAAGGGCAAGGACGUUGUUUCCCGUGAGGAGGCAUAUGCCCGUAUCAAGGCUGCUGUCGACGCCCGUAAUGAAGGGAGAGAUAUUUUUAUUCUUGCUCGAACCGAUGCGCUGAUGUACGGCUGGGACGAAGCUAUGACCCGCGCGAAGGAAUUCAUGCGCAUCGGUGUGGAUGCGAUCUUUGUCGAGGCUCUACCUGAUCGAGAAGCGAUGAAGCGUUGCGUUAAGGAAAUCAGCUGCCCUGUCUUUGCCAAUAUUAUAGAGGGAGGCAAAACAGAAAACAUUUCGGCGAAAGAACUUGCUGAGCUCGGAUACAGCGCCGUCGCGUAUCCCUGGACAUUGGUUGCUGCUCACCUAAAGAGCGUUCGAGAGGCUUUGGACGGAUUGAAGAGAAGUAUGACGGUCGGAGCACCACCAAUGAUUCUUACCUACGAUGAGGUCUGCGAGGGUGUUGGUUUCAACAAGUACUGGGACCGAGAGGAGAAGUAUAGAUUCAACUAG
Messenger RNA from Penicillium subrubescens, 996 nucleotides. RefSeq names its product isocitrate lyase/PEP mutase family protein. The coding region runs from base 1 to 996 and encodes 331 amino acids. The record is from RefSeq and is a predicted model, not a curated record. The transcript is spliced from 3 exons. Gene Ontology annotation, molecular function: catalytic activity. NCBI's taxonomy places the organism in Eukaryota, Fungi, Ascomycota, Eurotiomycetes, Eurotiales, Aspergillaceae.